CCCCCCUCCCCCUCCAAAAAAAAAAAAAAAAAAAAAAAAACAAGAUCAAGUUAGUGGCUGUGUAAAGAAGCAAGCCGAGCCAUUACACAUUGUUCCAAUAAAACAAAAGGACAAAAGACCACGCAUAAUCACUACUCCCAUCUAUCCAUUUCCGGACUGCCUUACCAAUACUAUCGGAGGUCGGCUUUCUCAAUUCUAUCAGAUGCCUAUCCUGAUCUGAUCGGACCCGAUCUAGACCGAUCUUAGCUGAGCUGAACGCUGUUGUGUUCGUCCCAUCCACUUGGCAGCCAACCAACGAAGACCGGACUAGGUGCCAGGUGUCGGUUACUUCUGUCAUCUGAACUGUUCUAGAGCCUUUCUCCAUUCUUCUCCAUCCCGUGGGUCAGUAACGCGCGGGCCUUUGUAUUUUAUUUACUUAUUUAUUUAUUCGUUUGUUUGUUUCCAUUUUUACCUUUUUUUUUUAAUUUUUUUUGUCGUUGUGUGGUGUCCGGUAGCGUGACGGAUCCUUCGGACAAAAGCAUCACGCAAGGGGGGAAAGCAAGCAAGAAAGAAAAUAAGCACGCCACCAACAGCAUUGCUGUAAGCAACAACCCACCCACCCCGGCCGGCCCUAGCUUUCGGAACUUCCCUUUUGACACUCCGGGAGCGUGCUUGUUUACACUUGUCUUGUGUCAGAUGGUUCAAUUUGUGUUACGAGGGUGUUGAUCGCUGUACCAAGGACUCUCUCGGAUCCGAGCGUCAGCCUCAGCUCCGACUCCCUGUCCCAUGUCCCGAGCGUUGGGCGUUGUACGUCAGCACAACAUCGGACAGGCCGACAUGUCGUCCCUGUCAGCUGAUCCCGCCCAUGUCCACAACGCCCUGUCCAGCCCGGCUCGCUUGGUCCACCGUUCUUCUGGACAGGUGGAUCCCGGCGCCGGCCCCGAUGUGUCAUCACCCACGAACGGCGCUGGCACUGCACACCCGAAUGCCAACCCUUCCGGCCAAGUCCUUACCUCAGCAUCGGGUCUAGCCAAUGCACCCAAGUCCGGCCCCGUCGCUCCGCCUGCCGAGUCCAUCGUCAAGGUGACCAGGGGUCACUCAUGUGUUCUUUGCCAGAAACGAAAAGUGAGGUGCGACAAGACCAAGCCUUGUUCUAAUUGCGUCAAGGCAGGCGUUGAGUGCCAUGUGGAGCCACCUCUGCCCCCCAACAGGACUCGAGGGGCCAAGAAAACGCUCCAACGUGAUCUCAUCAACCGGUUGAAACGCUACGAGUCGCUGCUGGCUCAGCAUGGAGUCGCCUUUGAUGCCAUGUCCAAAGACCUCAGGCCAUCAGGCAUCGUUGCAGGCGAUGAUUUGGAUGAGCUGGAGAAAAACUUGGGCGGCCUAAAAACCUCGCCGCAGGAAGACAGUCUCCUAUUGGAUGAUUGGGAUUCUGCGUCGCAUCACAGAGACUAUGCUCAAGAGUUGCUCGACGAGAGCUCCGAAGAUGAGGAACACGAGGGCCACACUAUCCAUCAUGCCUUCGACAAGAUGUUUAAUAAUCACGACGGGUUUCCCUUCGUGAUUGGCGGCGAGCGCGUAGUAGCAAACUUGGCCCGCAAACACCCCGAGCCAAUGCAGAUGCUCAGCUUAUGGCAAGUAUACAUAGACAACAUCAACCCAUUGCUCAAGAUCACACACUUCUUGAGUUUACAGAGCCAGAUAAUCGAAGCCGGCAAAGACCUUACCAAGAUAUCAAAACCACUCGAGGCUCUACUCUUUAGCAUAUACCUGAUUGCGGUUACUUCGAUGCAGGACGACGAGGUCCAGAGUACACUCGGUACUGAGAAAGGAGUCCUGAUCAGCAGGUACCACGCCGCAACGCAGCAGGCUCUCAUAAACGCCGGGUUCAUGAGGAGUCCGGACAUUAUGGCUCUGCAAGCUUACGUUUUGUACCUCCUCAGCGUGAGGCAACACGUGGAUCCCAGGUCGCUGUAUUGUCUUAUUGGGAUAGCUGUGCGCAUGGCCCAGCGUCUUGGGAUCCACCGGGACGGUGCACAGUUCGGAUUGCCUUCAUUUGAGAGCGAAAUGCGUCGGCGUCUGUGGUGGGUGCUGGUUAUAUUCGAUCGACGCAUAGCCCAGAUCACCGGCUCAACGGUGACAGCUCUCACAUCGAGCAAUUCGGAUUGCAACUGGCCACUCAACAUCAACGAUGGUGACCUGCACGUCCACGCCAAGGAUUCGCCUCCUACGUAUUCUGGACCGACCGAGGUGUUUUUUCUAUUAACGCGCAUCGAGUUGGUCAUGGCGGCGCCGGCUGGUGGUCAAGGCCCAGCCUACACAACCGCCAGCUCGGGCAGCUCUCCCAAAACUCCGCAGUCAACCGGUAGUUCAAGGCCCAGAUUCCAGUUCUCGCCAUCUCCAUCUGUCCCGGAUGUCGUAUCAAAUGCCGCAAGUCUGAACCUCCCUAUUCACGAUCUGGACGGAUUCUGUCGGUAUAUGGAUGAGACGUACCUGAGGCAAUGUGAUCGCAAGAUCCCACUACACCUCUUCACCUACCUUUUCACAAAGCAGGCUCUCUGCCUACUGCGCGUUAUAUCCUACUUGCGCCGUGCCGCCGGCGGCCUGGCCGAGGAUCUGACAGAGCGAAAUGCUCUCUUCGCCGAGGCCAUACGUAUCGUCGAUUACGAUAAUGCCAUAUAUGCGGCAGGCGAACUCAAAGGUUUCCUUUGGUACUCCCAGAUGUAUUUCCCACUGCCGGGGUACAUGUUACUGGCUCAUGAGCUCAAAGUGCGCCGUCUCGGUGACAUGGUCGAGAGAGCUUGGGACUCCAUUGUCGAAAAUCAUAGCCGCCGUGGCCUCAUGCGCAACCUGCGAAGCCCUGUCCAUGUCGCCCUUGGGCAUGUUUUCGUCAAGGCUUGGGAUGGCCGUAUGGCCGCCGAGGCUCGACGCGGAAAAUCUCUUUCCACGCCCGAAUUUAUACAAAUGUUGCGGCAGACACUGGGAAAAUUGACCGGCAAGGCCCCUCCGACUGAACCAAAACUCGAGAAUUCGGGCUCUACGGCGGCAAACACGCCUCAGCAGCCACUCCAUGGAGCUGUUCAUCAUGACCCUCAAGCUCGUCUUAAUUUUACAGCGCCCUCUCUCCAACAGCAAACAUAUCAACAGCACGAACAGCCGCAGCCGCAGCCGCAGCACCAGCAGCACCCCCAACAACAACAACAACAACAACAACACCCUUUACAAUUUGCCCCGCCCAUGACUUCUGCAGAAGGCGCUGUUGAAGUCAGCGCCGCAUUAUCCUUGGAUGGUCCUGCGAUAUACGGCGGAUUCGAUGGCAUGAACCAGUUCCAUGACAGCCAACAGUCGGACGAUCAAAUGGACUUCACUCCAAUGGAUAUGGACUGGAUCAGUAUGAUGCCCGAGAUUGCAAACUUCAUGAUGCCACCCCCAAAUGGCAUGUACCAACCAAUGGUUGGCGGUAUGGGUAUAGGCGGUGGAGGGGCAUACGGGGUGCCCAUGUUCCAACAUCCAACAACCCAAGCCGGAAACCCAAUGCCGCCCCAACUUCAUGAGCAACAUCAUCCCCAGCAACCGCAGCAGAUGCCAUCUUUGGGUGUACAAACGCUUGCACCUCACCCGCAGCAACCACAUCUUUCUCAACCACAACAUCACCACCAGUACCAGGUUCAUCCACCACGACACCCAUCCGGGCUUCGAAUGCACCAUAGAGGCCCAUGAUAUGUUUGGGCUGAACAACUGCGUAAUCCGAGGAUUACUAUUCACUAUUCUCGAACUUAAAACUCUUAUAGACACUUGGUAUGGAUUUUUGACGAUUGUCACUACCAGCACUCCAGAAAGCGCCGAGAUCAGACGGUGCUACAAUCUAAUCAGCAACUUUUUGUCAAUAUUCUUUACAGCAGACCUCGUCUUCUUCUCAAUUUUCCAACAACUAUAGAAUAUAUUCCUCUGGAUACGUCUUGGCGUCUGUUGUACGAAUAGGUCCAUAUGCACACCGAUACCUUGUACAAAUCUACAAACUUAUGUUAUUGCCGUUUGGAUUACACCAGAGUACCAUAUCCAUACUGCUGGUCCUUAACAUGACAAAACCUGGUGUUGUAUCAUGCUGCCACAAGCCCAUAUUUUGCACUCAUGGUAAUAUGAUAGGAAAAGCGCUUUUGUACCACCCCCGACUAGAACUAGUUGCAAAUGUGUUCAUCACACCAGAAUUUAGUUUCUUCGUAUGCUCCAAGUUAACGGCAGAGAAUAUAGAGAGCAAAGAAAAAGAAC
Pyricularia oryzae 70-15 is the source of this 4248-nucleotide messenger RNA. Its product is annotated as C6 zinc finger domain-containing protein. The record is from RefSeq and is a predicted model, not a curated record. Gene Ontology annotation, molecular function: zinc ion binding; DNA binding; DNA-binding transcription factor activity, RNA polymerase II-specific. Lineage: Eukaryota; Fungi; Ascomycota; Sordariomycetes; Magnaporthales; Pyriculariaceae. The coding region runs from base 766 to 3699 and encodes 977 amino acids. Gene Ontology annotation, biological process: DNA-templated transcription; regulation of DNA-templated transcription. The transcript is spliced from 2 exons.